This is a messenger RNA of Lytechinus pictus (painted urchin), 5314 nucleotides long. Its product is annotated as deleted in malignant brain tumors 1 protein-like. Lineage: Eukaryota; Metazoa; Echinodermata; Echinoidea; Temnopleuroida; Toxopneustidae. The record is from RefSeq and is a predicted model, not a curated record. The coding region runs from base 268 to 3318 and encodes 1016 amino acids. The transcript is spliced from 9 exons. Gene Ontology annotation, cellular component: membrane.
ACUAUUUCUGACGGUAGUUUCGGCUGAGAUGCAGAAAUGUGAUUGGUCAUUUUGUUCACCCAAUGAGAAGACACCUGUGUUAGGAUUACGACGUGGACAUGGAUUUGAUUUUUGCUGAUGAUCCUCGAGAGAUCCCUGUGUUUAAAUUAGGAAGAAAUUACCAAGCAGGCUGCAGCUGCAGUGGGUUCUCUUGCCGCUGAACUGAAAUUGUUACCCAGACAGAUCGAGCUUCGGUAUCACACGUUGUGCUUCUACUGUAGAGAGACCAUGGCAGUUGGUCUUUUGAGUCUCGUCCUGAUAGUUUUUGCCGUUUCUAGCACUGCUGUUUCACCUCCAGGGGUGGGUGAGGGUAGUGUGCGUUUGGUCGAUGGACCUACUGAACUGGAGGGUCGCGUAGAGAUCUUCCACAACAGCGUCUGGACUCCGGUAUGCGACACUGCCUUCGGCAAUGAAGAGGCCGAGGUUGUUUGCCGCCAGUUAGGAUUCGACGCUGCCAUCGGGCACCAGUGCUGCUCACGGUAUGGAUUUGGCACAGUCCCCGGCGUCUUCGGCAGUCUGGACUGUACUGGCGGGGAGAACGACCUCCUUUCCUGUCAACAUUCUGAUCCAGGACAAAGUGGCUGCGGUAGCUGGGGCCACGCAGGUGUUCUUUGUAGAAGAGAACUCACACCAUGUCCACUUCCUACUGGUCCAAGUAUUGACUGGGAUGCAGUGUAUCAGUGUGAACUUCCCUACUUCCAAGAGUACAUUAAUGGGCAACAUAUUUAUCCUCAAGUUCCCGGUGAGCUCAUGCCUUUUCUUACAGCAGCAAACACGCUCGACGCUAGUGCUGCUAUUUGGGAAUCCUCUGGCCUUGUCGAAGGAAUGGGCGACUUUUGCCACUUGGUAGCGCCACGUUUAACAGCAGCAAUAGGCCCUGAUUUAUUCCGGGGUAUAUGCGACCCCGUGCUGGCAGCUUUGGAGAGUGGAACUUCCUUCGAUGGCGAACAGAUGUGCACACUAAUCUACUCAAUCAUAUCACAAGAAUCCUUCAACCCGUAUCCUUCAACGACUGAGACCCCUCCUACACCAAGUACUCAAAGCCGUUCGACACCAGGGUAUCUCCCCAUUGGCUUCCCAUCUUUCCUCGAACCCAUAACUCCAUUCAUUUGUGUUUACCCCUUACCAUCUUUUGGACCAAGCUACGCAUUGUUGGAUGGCCCACCUUUGGGCAUUGAAGGUCUUCGAAACUUUGACCCCGUAUCUAUAUUGACUCAAGCUGUCGAAAAUGUACUGGACAUCACCACGCUCGAUCAGGACAGUGUAUGCUCGGCAGUGGGUCGCUUGACGAGUGAAGACAUCCCACCACGCGACCUUGCCACCGAGUUCAUGGUGGAAAUCCUGGCAGGCUUCAUCCCAAUCGCCUCAGAGAUCUGCGACAACUGGGACGACUUCGUUCAAACCAUUCGCGACGAUCUCGUUGAUACUCCUGGGGUCAAUGUUGAAAUUUUGACAAACGUUCUACCGGAUCUCAUUGCUUUCAUAGUAGACUUUCCAAACAGGGAAUCGCUUUGUGAUUACAUACAUACCAUCUCUUGGGAUGAAGCCGUGAUUGACGGUGCAGGACAACUGGUUGAAAAUUUCCUUACUGUCCUCACAGAUAACCAGAAAUGCAUAGAUGUUGUUCAGAGUACUCUUGGAGUGGUUACUGGCGUCGUAGAAGGUAUUUCCAUGGAAGAGCUCGAGAAUGUCUAUAUUCCCCUGUACUCUGGGUUUGGCGAUGUCCAUGACAUGUGCCUUUAUAUGGCUACCUCCUUCAGUCAAAGAUCAACUCCACUUCCGGUUCGACUGGUUGACGGUGACACUCCUAACGAUGGACGAGUAGAAGUACAAUACAACGGUGCGUGGGGAACCGUCUGCAGCAAUGGAUUCGACGGUGAGGGCGCCACAGUUGUGUGCAGGCAACUUGGAUACAGAGGGGAAUCGUCCGUUGUUCCUAGGGGUCAGAACCUUGGCACGGGGGAUAUCUUACUGAGCAACGUGGAGUGUAUGGGAGUCGAGCUUAGCAUCGUCCAAUGUCCCCAUGAAGGGGACCCUCUGAACCCUGUCUAUGAUUGCAACCACAAUCAAGAUGUCAGUGUUAGUUGCAGUCUUGAAGUCGUGCCACCAUCUAUACCACCAACCAUACCACCUACACCACCUACGACAGACAGUCACUUCGAGAUGCGACUAGUUGGUGGCAACACGGAGAACGAGGGACGUCUCGAGGUAUUCUACAAAGGCCAGUGGGGUACAGUCUGUGAUGAUUACUGGGAUUCGGAAGCGACAGAUGUUGCCUGCCGAGCUCUUGGCUUCCAGGGCGGUGAAAGAUACGAUUGUUGUGCGGAAUACGGUCGCGGCAGCGGUCGGAUCAUCCUUGAUGACGUAGAAUGUUCUGGAACUGAAGAUAGCAUUAUAUCGUGUGAUCAUAAUCCACCAUUCGAACAUAACUGCGGCCACUCAGAAGACAUCGGAAUUACAUGUACACCCCGAUGUGAAGGUGACUUGGAGUUCCAGACAUGUGGUUCAUCAUGCCCGCUUAUAUGUAAUGACCAGGAACCGCAGAUCUGUCCACGUAUCUGUGUGCAGGAAUGUCAAUGUCCAGGAGGGCUGUUCCGGGUCUCAGAAGACGAUACUCGUUGCGUCCCACAGGACGAAUGUCCACUGCCCGUACGUCUUGUAGGCGGAAGCACCAGCGCUGAAGGGAGGGUCGAGGUUCUACACGAUGGCGAGUGGGGCACUAUCUGUGAUGACAAGUGGGAUAUCAACGAUGCUUAUGUUGUCUGCAGAAUGCUUGGGUUCCCACGCGCUGCUCGUGCCCCGAUCAGGGCAUAUUUUGGACAAGGUACUGGCCCCAUCACGCUCGACAACGUUGACUGUUCAGGAAGGGAAUCGUCCAUCUUCGACUGUAAAAACAGCGGCUUUGGUGUUCACAACUGUGGCCAUAACGAGGACGCAUCUGUGAUUUGUAUGCUCCAAGCCCCUCUUGAAGUGCGUCUAGCAGGUGGAAACGGCCACUCGACCGGAAGGGUAGAGAUUCGCUACAAAGGAGUCUGGGGAACGAUCUGCGAUGACCUCUGGGAUUUGAACGAUGCUGCUGUAGUCUGUAGAAUGCUGGGUUUCCCAAGAGCUCUCCGCGCUCCAGGAAGGGCUUAUUUCGGAGGAGGAAGCGGUCAGAUCCUACUCGAUGACGUCAACUGCGCUGGAGACGAGGAGACACUCUCUCAAUGCAGUCACCCAGGAUAUUCUGAUCAUAACUGUGUUCACGCUGAAGACGCUGGCGUCGUUUGCUCCCCAUGACUUCGUAGCUAACCAUGAUUUUCUUUCCCACCAUGAUUGUGUCGAAUCAUCUCCUCCAUUAAACAUAACAUUUUGUAUUUCUAUAGCGUUCAGCACAUUGGAAAGGGUCUGCGUCUUCAUUUACUACAGAAUUUUAUAUCCUUAUAAUCAGCCGGGGUAGUUUGGUUAAUGGUAUGAUCCUUCUGUUGUUUUUCAAAAUAUAUUUAGCAUGGGUUUGUCUUUUUUUGUGAUAAAACGUUGUGGAUGUGAGUAAUAUGGAUCGUGCAAUUACCAUUGGUCUUAUACAUCAUACUUGGUCUAAUAUCUAUUAGGAUACAUCAGUCGACUUUUACGAACUAUAAAUCCGUUAACGCUAUUCAAACUAGCAGAAAUAUAUGAACACUUGCUUCAUUGUGGAGGAGCCGUGGUGUAGUGGUUCUGACUCUCGCCUUGUAAACAGAGGUUCGUGUGUUCGAAUCCCACCGCGGUCUGGCGUCCUUUGGCAAGGCGUUAAUCCACACUUUGCCAUUCUCGACCCAGGUGCUAAAUGGGUACCCGGUAGGAUGUGAAAGUCAUUGUAGCUUGUCAAGUACUGUGUGCGCCUCACCGGCGACUGACUGGAAUACUCCCCAGGGAGUGGAGGAUGUGCACACAUUGUGUGCGGGAAUGACUGAUUGAAUACGAUGACCGGGGUAAUAAUAUAUCUGUAAAGCGCUUCGACACGUCGUUCCGAUGUAUUAAGCGCUAUAUAAAAAACGGAUUAUUAUUUAAGGAGUGUUACAAAGAUCUUUAGUAAUUAUCAUGAAAACGUGUGCCUGUGCAGCUCCAAAUGCCUUUGACAUUUUUAGAAUAUGUGUAUCUUUAUAAAGUCAAAGGUGCAAAUAAGUUUUCACUCUUAUUCUAAAUAGGGUCAAUUGAUAAACAUUCCAUAUCUUUAAUUGCAUAUCCAUAAUCCUUUCUUACUCUUUAUCCGCUUGUUUAUUCAAACUUUGAUGUUGUACUCUAAAAUCUAACGGUAAAAGAGUUUUGGGCAAUGGGAUUCGUGUGCUUCGUAUUCGGUGUCUUACCGUUUUAAUUUGAAUCAUGUGCACGUAGUAAUUUGUAGUGUGUAAGCUUUAAGUAAUAUUCUGGUAUACUUUUCAAAAAAGAUUUUCAAAACGUUUAUUAAAAUACUUUAUGGGAAAAAAUAAACGAUUGAAGCUGUGUUAAUUAUUACAUGUUCUGUCUUUAACAUAAUUUUUUCUAUAAAUCUUGCAACCUUAUAUAGUAAUGGGGGAUUCUGUAGGCGGUCAGUGCACUGUAUCGGCACUUCCUACAUGCCAUAUGGUUAUUGCCAAAAAAGAACACCCAAAAAAACACCUUUUAAGAAAGUAAAUAGGUUUAUCCGUGUAAGGGGUAUUUUUUUUACAAUUUGGUUUGGACAUUGUCGUCAAUUUAUGCAAUAAAAUACGUUCUCCAUUUUUUUCAAAAAUAACGUUUUCAAAGCGUUUAUAAAAAAAAUCUUUAUGGGAAAAGAUAAACGUUUGAAGUUGUGCAUUGAUUAUUACAUGUUCGUUUUUAGCAGUUUCUGUUCUUAUAAGUCUUGUAAUUUUAUAUGGUAAUGGGGGAUUUUGUAGAAGGUCAGUGCGCUGUAUCGACACUCCCUACAUUCCAUAUUAUGGUUAUUGCCAAAAACAAAUGAAGAAGCUAAAUAGGUUUAUCCGUGCAAAGCAUAAAGUACGAAGUUGUUGUUACAAUUUGGUUUGGAUAUUGUCGUCAAUUUGUGCAAUGAAUUACGUUUUCCAUUAAAAAUGUACUUUUUCGCAAUCACGACAAUUUACCUCUUUGAAGAAUCUGUCAAACACGGCCUGGCAAACGAAGUCUACAAAAAGCAUGUAAAAUGUCACGAUUGUGAAAAGGGACGUUUUCUUAUAUCAUCAAAUCAAUCACAUUAAUAUUUUCAAUCUGUGUAGUAUGGUUCUCAUUGUUUUAUUGUUUUAUUCGAUGAUAAAGGGCACGCCAAUUAUUCUAUUUUUAA